GGGCUUCUGCCGCUUCUCAAAUCUAUCCAGAAGCCGACAGAGCUGAAAAAGUUCAAUGGAGAGACUCUGGCCGUCGACGGCUACGGAUGGCUUCACCGGGCUGCCUAUUCGUGUGCCGUGGAGCUAGGCCAAGGAAAGCCUACCAAGAAGUUCAUCAAUGCCGCUUUGCAUAGAGUCAGGAUGCUGAAGCAUUUUGGUGUCACUCCAUACAUGGUAUUUGAUGGCGACUUUCUCCCCAGCAAGGCUGCUACCGAGGCCUCUCGUGCUAAAAAGCGAGAGGAUAAACUCAAGCUCGCCAACGAAUACCUCAAGGCCGGGAAGCCCUCUCAGGCAGCCCAGGAGUUUCAGAAAUGCAUUGACAUCACUCCCGAAAUGGCGUCCGCCCUGAUUCAGCAGCUGAAAAAGAUGGAUAUUCCUUAUGUCGUGGCCCCCUAUGAGGCAGACGCUCAGCUCGUUUACCUUGAGCGUCACGGUUUCGUCGAUGGCAUUAUUUCAGACGACUCAGAUCUGCUCGUCUUUGGAGCAAAGCGGCUGCUAACCAAGUUGGAUCAAUAUGGAAACUGCAUUGAGAUCAACCGACGUGAUUUCUGUGCCUGCCGUGAGAUUUCUCUGACUGGCUGGAGCGAUGCUGAAUUUCGACGAAUGGCAAUCAUGAGUGGCUGUGAUUAUCUCAACGGCCUUCCAGGGGUAGGGCUCAAAACAGCGUACCGGAUGCUGCGAAAGACAAAGUCCCCUGAGCGCAUUGUCCGCUUGCUACAAUUUGAGGGGAAGCGUAUAUCAGAGAACUACCUGACUCUGUUCUACCAGGCGGAGCUCACAUUUUUGCAUCAAUGGGUAUUCUGCCCUACUAAGAAAGAGCUCGUUCAUCUUACAGAAUUGGAUGGGACGCAUACAGCAGAGGAAAUGCCCUUUAUUGGAUCUCACGUUGAGCCAGAGAUGGCUCGUAAAAUCGCAAGCGGCGAUGUGAAUCCCAUUACGAAGCUGCCGAUCACCCUGCCCGCUACGCCUUCCAAGCGGAGGCAUUCUCAGAGUGCCGCGGCCGGUGAUGCUUUGGCUCGUCCGCUUUCCAAGCCCAUCAAUUCGUAUUUCAAGGGCAAUGAUCGGAUACCUAUGGGCGAGAUGGACGCCAAUUGCUUCUCCGUCGACCCUCAGCGACUUUCGCAAAUUACUCAAGGAGGGGCCGUCUCACGAGUGUUUCCGUUGCCGAGACCUUACAUACCUGAAUCGCAGCAGUCGGGACAGUCGGCUGAUGACACAGGUUCAAAUCAGUUGACGCAAGCCGCUCCACGAACCUCGCCUCGCCUGUAUCGACGACGAACUGAGCCAAUUUCUAAUCUGUUAGCCAGUGUGUCAAACAGCCGCCCACCCCAGGCAGACGCCUCAACCAGGCCUCCAAAGAAGGCACGCCUGUGUAACGACUUGUUUGAUGAUGACGCAGAUGGCUCACCAAAGAAGAGCCGAUUCUUCCCUGCCAAGAAAGCAAUUAGGAAGAGCCCACGCAAGGCACAGAGCGACGUGUAUCUGAUGUUGUCAGACGACUCCCUGGAUGAAGCACUCAAAAAUUUACCUGACAUUGAAGGCUGGGCGUCUGGACCAUUAAAGAAAGGUGUUUCAAUAUUUUCUGACAAGCAAAAGGAUCGUCCUCCUGGACUCACCUCUCUGGAGGCCACCCAGCAAGAAAUCCCCAAUGACAAGCCCGAGCCUUUGGUCGAUGCUUCUAUGCCUCUUCCAAAGCCGUCAGUCUCGACGCCUCAAAUCACCCGCACGCCCCCUCGAUCCAGGCUAUCCCGCUUUUCAUAUUCCUCUACAUCUUCGGCUACACCAGCGUCAACAUCAUCACAACACUCCUCAGUGUUCAGCGCUGCCUCUACAGCAUCCACCGCACCCUCCACUGCCCGAGCAAGGCAAACCCCUCUUCAACGGAUGAGAGCGUGGGCACUAAAAGCUCCGGCAUCUCCAACACUGCCUAUGCCGCGAAAAGACGCCGAUGAGAGCCUGAGCGCCAAAAGGCCAGUCGACCCUGCGCUUGUCCCUCUCCCCAAGGUAGACUUGGAUGAAAUGGAGGCACUAAAUAAGCCGUGCGGAAGCGAAGACCAAAUCAUACCCGAUAGCGACGGGGAUGAAGAGGAAGAGGAAGAAGAAGAGGUCAAGCUUCCUACCAAAAAGCUCAACCUCGCCCGCUUCGCCUAUUCUUAG
This is a messenger RNA of Trichoderma virens Gv29-8, 2196 nucleotides long. RefSeq lists its product as uncharacterized. Gene Ontology annotation, cellular component: nucleus. Lineage: Eukaryota; Fungi; Ascomycota; Sordariomycetes; Hypocreales; Hypocreaceae. Gene Ontology annotation, biological process: DNA double-strand break processing; mismatch repair; DNA recombination. Gene Ontology annotation, molecular function: protein binding; 5'-3' DNA exonuclease activity; metal ion binding. The record is from RefSeq and is a predicted model, not a curated record. The transcript is spliced from 3 exons. The annotation marks the transcript as partial.